Harpegnathos saltator (Jerdon's jumping ant) is the source of this 4785-nucleotide messenger RNA. It is a transcript of the gene Fpgs1, whose product is annotated as Folylpolyglutamate synthase 1. Gene Ontology annotation, biological process: tetrahydrofolylpolyglutamate biosynthetic process. The coding region runs from base 3214 to 4734 and encodes 506 amino acids. The record is from RefSeq and is a predicted model, not a curated record. NCBI's taxonomy places the organism in Eukaryota, Metazoa, Arthropoda, Insecta, Hymenoptera, Formicidae. Gene Ontology annotation, cellular component: cytoplasm; mitochondrion; cytosol. The transcript is spliced from 7 exons. Gene Ontology annotation, molecular function: tetrahydrofolylpolyglutamate synthase activity; ATP binding.
AACAUGCUUACAACUAUGUUAGUGCGCUGUUAACUAAUCAGAAGUCAUAUUGCGUGGCUUUUCAUUGGUUAACAGCGCGCUGACAUAGUUACAAGCGUGUUCUGAAUAUGGGCCAAGGAGAACAAUAGGAGUUAGCAAUCUAGUGUAUUAUAUAGAAGCUUGUGCUUGUAAGGGGAAAUAGAGUGAGCAAGAACCGUGCACGCUUUGCCGUUAUCGUCAGGACAGAUGUAGUGUGCACACAUUUUCUCAGGGUGCGCGUCGGAAUUCAGCAGAAGAAGCGUCCCGGCGUAAUGGGGAGUAUGUAUCUAGUCGACACAGCACGAUUGGACACAAAAUAAAUGAUUGGUUUGAUCUAGUAAUUCACCAGAUAAUACUUUGCAUCGGUUGAUUGUGUGCAAUCGUGCUGCGUCGAAUUGUUGGGUGCUUCUCGUAACCGGCCUGGUGGCCGCUCUCAGGUUCCCCUCUGCUAUAAUAUACAUGACACAAACUAUGUAUUUUCAAUUCUAUAUACUGGCAGUGAAUAUCGGAACGCAGCCUAUGUAGAUUAACAAGACGAAUUAAAAUAUGCCAGGAGAAUGGCGUUGGGGCCACAGAUGUCUAUACUAUACUAGAUACCUAACUUCGAGCUUUGGCCUAUACGAAGGCUGUGCCGAGCGUAUUUUCCGGUUUGGCCAUGAAGACCGCCAAGACAUGGCGGCGGUGUAUGCUUGUAGUGUGUACGUGACUACCCGAUGCGUAUGUAGUAGUAUGUAUGUGAUACUUGAUAUGUUCGUAUCUACUGCUAUUAAUAUUAUUAAAACUGUAAAUCUACAAACGAAAUAAUGCCGAAUAAGUGUUGUAAAUUGCAAAAGUACGAAUAAGAAAGAACAUCAUUUAAAGAUGAUUUUUAUCUUUCAUUGUUUUUGUCAGUAAAUACAUUCUAAGUGUUAAGUAUUUAUGACAAAUAAUAUUUAUUAAUUCAAACGGUGUGGCCUAUCUGUACCUAUCUCAAAUCCUUCGUAGCACUCAGAGUGAGUAGGAAAUAAAUUCGUGUCUAAUGCAUAUAUGCGUGUAACUCGACAAAUUAUUUUACCAUAUGCAUCUUUUGGUAGCUUAUUUACACUUUUUCUUAAUAACUGACAUUCUUUUUCGGUUGCACGGACAAUUUUAUAUACAUCAUUUGAUGCGUAUAUUAAACUUCCCUUAUCUUUUAUAUCUAUUAACAUAGUGUAUGACGAAAUAUUAUGUUGCUUAUCGCUGACUUCACUGAUGGUGUUGGCAAUGCAGUCUUUACACAUUAAUGUACGAAUAAUUGUUUUGAUUAUGAAACCUGCCAUAUAAUAUAAAAUGUUGUCUUUGAGGGAACUACUUUCACUCACAGCGGCAUUAUGAUCUAGGUCUAUAUCUUCAUUUUCAUCAUAUAAAUCAUCAUACAUCUCAUAAUCUGUCAAUCUAUCAAUGUUAUCGUGCCAAUUUUGAACAUACUUUUUCUUUACCCAUUUUAAUUUGAAUUGUGCAUUGUUUUCUAUAUCAAAACUGACACAAUUAACUGUAUCUGAUGCUGAAUCGAAUUUUUUACCAGUAAACUUUUCAUAGCAGCUUUAAAUUGCAACACAUUUGGUUAGGUAAAUAAGUGAUAAGUGAUCUUAUGACUUAAAUAAGUGAUAUCCGUUUUUAUUUGUAUUAUUGCAAUUGACAAUGCAAGGUAAAUGUGCAGAAAACGGGCCUCCUCACUAAAUCGAAUAAAACUUUGUCAUAUUAUGUAUUUCGAUGCAUAGAAUACAAAAAUGAAAGUUAGAAACGUCGCUCUGCAACAGGACGAAAGAUAUAACGCGUUAAAGAUUGACACUUUUCGGGGUUAAUAAAUCUGUCAUGUCAACGAUGCACUGAUAGAAGAGCAUGCGCAGUAACAUGUGGUUUGUUCUUUUUGGUUGCAUUGGGCGUUUAUAUCAAUGUACAUCAGUUCAGCAGCUAAAGAGAAUAGACCAUAAGAGCGCGAUUGUACACAUACACACACACCGAAGGGGGGGGUGCGGGGGGGCCUUCGGCUCCCUCACCCGCACCCCCCCCUCGAGGGUCGGCGGGUGCAACUCGCUUAUUGCGACUUUGCACGUGAAGCGAGUUGCAGUUGCCUUCGGCCCCCCCACCCGCACCCCCCUUCGGUGUGUGUGUGUGUACAAUCGCGCUCUUAUGGUCUAUUCUCUUUAGCUGCUGAACUGAUGUACACUGAUAUAAACGCCCAAUGCAACCAAAAAGAACAAACCACAUGUUACUGCGCAUGCUCUUCUAUCAGUGCAUCGUUGACAUGACAGAUUUAUUAACUUCGAAAAGUAUCAAUUUUUAACGCGUUAUAUCUUUCGUCCUGUUGCAGAGCGACGUUUCUAACUUUCAUUUUUGUAUUCUACGCAUCGAAAUACAUAAUAUGACAAAGUUUUAUUCGAUUUGGUGAGGAGGCCCGUUUCCUGCACAUUUACCCAAUGCAACAUGUACUUGGCAUUAUCUCGUUUGUAGAUUUACAGUUUUAAUAAUAUUAAUAGCAGUAGAUACGAACACAUCAAGUAUCACAUACGUACUACUACAUACACAUCGGGUACUCACGCACACACUACAAACACACACCGCCGCCAUGUCUUGGCGGUCUUCAUGGCCGAACUGGAAAAUACGCUCGGCACAGCUGUUUUUAGAAGUUAGGGGCGUAGGGGCUUACUCCCACAGGCUCAGAGCCAUCUAUUGAAGGAAGGAAGGAAUUAAAAUAUGUGUACCACACAUGGCGGGAAAACUGCGUCCCUUUGUUAGAUAUUUUGCAUGUGAGGAUAGAUAUCGUGAUAUCAACAUUGUGUUAACAAAGGAUUAAGUUUUAAGUUUUAAGGAUAAAUUUAAGGCUCGCAUACAAUGAUAGCGAUUAUGUUAACUGUCUUCUACGGAAUACAUACUGACAAUAAACUUGCACACAAGGUUCUGUCAAAGUUCCUCUCACGGAAUUUUAAUGCCCUUACUGUGGAUACUUGAGUGAAUAAUCCAUUGUGUGCUUGAAUGUUGCUUACUUUAUUCUAAGUGUUGAAUAAUUUAAACAUUGUCUCAGAGCAACAAUAACUGAAAAUUUAUCCUACUUUUAGUAUUCUACUUUACUACUUCAAGAUUAUACAGUUCUGAAAUCUGGACUCUGACACACAGAAAGAUAAAAAAGAAGCUAGCUGCUUAUCACAUCAAGUAGGAUUGCACAAGUAGAUUCCAAUGUUUAGUAUUCUGGGAAGAAUGACACAUAGUAUCUCUAUGUCUACUCAUAUGAAUACAUCUUAUGAGGAAGCUAUAAAAGCAUUAUGUCUCACUCUGCAAAGCAAUGCUGCGUACUUGCAGUCUGUCCAACAACAUGUUACAAAUGAUCCUAAUAAAUUAAAAGAUACAGAAAAAUAUUUACUUAGAUCUGGUAUAACUCUAGAGCAACUGGAUAGCCUAUCCUUUAUUCAUGUGGCUGGCACUAAAGGUAAAGGCACGACAUGUGCGUUCAUGGAGGCUAUUCUACGACAGUAUGGCUUUAGCACAGGUUUCUUCAGCUCACCACACCUGAUCUCUGUACGGGAACGCAUACGAAUAAAUGGCGAGCCGAUCAGCCAAACGUACUUCGCGCGUUCUUUCUGGAAGAUUUACAGUCGUCUGGAACAGCAUCGCGAGCACGACUCGGACAUGCCGACGUACUUUAAGUUCCUGACAAUCCUCAUGUUCCACGUAUUCCUAGAAGCGAACGUGGACGUGGCGAUCGUUGAAGUCGGGAUAGGCGGCGAGCUAGACUGUACCAAUGUCCUGCGGAAGCCAGUCUGUGUAGGCGUGACGAGCCUGGGCCUGGAGCACACGUCGUUGUUGGGAAACACUUUGGAGGAGAUCGCCCAUCAGAAGUCGGGAAUCUUUAAACCAGACGCAGCAGCCUUCACCGUGCCGCAAGCGGAAUCCGCGAUGCGCGUUCUGCAACAACGCGUCAUCGAAAGACGGUGUCGCAGCUUGAAAGUUGUUCCCGCGAUCCAGAAUAAAAAAUGGAACGAGAUUUUUUCAUCAACAAAUAUCAUCAGCGAUGUGCAGCGACAGAACGCCUCAUUGUCGAUCCACAUGGUCCUCGAAUGGAUGAAAUCGCGACACGAUAAGUUGUCAUCACUAAUCAUAGACAACGAAUACAAUGAUACAUUUUACAAGCAUCAAAAUGAUAAAGACGAGUUAUCUAAGAAUAUUUCUUUAGAGAAAGUUGCGAUGGCAUUUGCGAAUUGCAAGUGGCCUGGUCGAACGCAGAUCCUGAAAACCAGCGUGGCGGACUUCUUCUUGGAUGGCGCUCACACUGUCGAGAGUAUCGUUCACUGCAUAUCUUGGUUCAAAAGAACGAAUCGCGGAGCUUCUAGCAAGUUCUUGAUAUUCAACACCACAGGCGACCGGAAUUCGUUCGAGCUUUUGAAGCUGUUGGCGCCCUUGAACUUCGACAAAGCUUACUUCACGCCCAAUUACGCCGGAGUAGCCAACGUCGAGAAUUUAUCCGAUUACGCGAUGACAUACGACCAGAGAAAAAAGUGCAAGAAACACUGUGAACAAUGGGGCAAAGACUCGAUAUUGAAAAACAGCGUUGCUGAGGUGCUCGUCGAUAUCAAAAGGCACGUGUCGUCGCAAAUGACUAAUGAAGAGAAAGUGGAGGUACUUGUCACAGGUUCCUUGCACUUGGUUGGCGCAUUAUUGACCAUUUUGGAUCCUAACUUGACGAUGAACAGCGACUUUUGAUGUAACGUAACGAACAUACAGAUUUGUGCUAAAUGGCAGAUGUGUCAGUCA